UACAGGAGAUGACCAGAGACUGCGGACAGUACAGGAGAUGACCAGAGACUGCGGACACAGUACAGGGGAUGAUCAGAGACUGCGGACACAGUACAGGGGAUGACCAGAGACUGCGGACACAGUACAGGAGAUGAUCAGAGACUGCGGACAUAGUACAGGAGAUGACCAGAGACUGCGGACACAGUACAGGAGAUGACCAGAGACUACGGACAGUACAGGAGAUGACCAGAGACUGCGGACACAGUACAGGAGAUGACCAGAGACUGCGGACAGGGGAUGACCAGAGACUGCAGACACAGUACAGG
Molecule: messenger RNA, 305 nt
Organism: Staurois parvus
Lineage: Eukaryota; Metazoa; Chordata; Amphibia; Anura; Ranidae
Source: the annotation of a GenBank genome assembly